UGGCCCGGUACCACGGCGGCGGAUCUCCCUCUCUGCCUGCGCGACGGUGAAGGUUCAGGAACGGAGAGAGAUCGGCGGCCGGCACAUCAUGUCGGCAAUCCGCGCCGCUUAUCAGGACGAUGGUGCCCAGUAUUACCCUUACAACACACGAUUGGAGACCUGGGAGGAUCCCACUCCUGGAUCGUCGACGUCAACACAAACUCUUGAAGAAAUGACCGCUGCCUGCAUAGCAGCCACCAGGCUUAGGAAUAGCCUCCGGCCCAAGAGUCCAACCCGUGCGGAUCUGUGGAGACGCAAGCAAGAGCGUGAACGCAAGACCUUGGUUUCGGCGCUCAACGCCUACGCCAAGCAAAACAAUAUGCAGCCAGAUGAGCUGGAGUUUGUGGAAGUGAAAGGGAGGACUCAAAUUCUGGAACGCUCAACAGAAUAUCUGCACUUUAACUUUCUAGUGAAACAAAUGGAUGGCAUAUCAAAGUUAUUUUUUGCUGAGAUAAAUGCCUACUGUAGGGGGGAGAAGGAUGUUUAUCUAUGCACCCCUUUGGAACAGAGUGACUAUGGCCCUUGUUUCGGGUGCAGAGAUAGAGACCUUAAGCACCCCACUAGUGGUGCGUAUUUGGCCGGUCGCACGUAUCCACAUUACUGCUGCGAGGAGAUUGACAGUGAUGAUGAUGAUUAUAUGUAAAUUAUUGUGUCCUGAUCACUCUGAGUGGGAAGUCUGCAACGAAGGGCUAUGUACUGUUCCAGUUUUGGAAAAAGAGACACAAACUCU
Molecule: messenger RNA, 769 nt
Organism: Triticum aestivum (bread wheat)
Lineage: Eukaryota; Viridiplantae; Streptophyta; Magnoliopsida; Poales; Poaceae
Exons: 4
Coding region: 89-682 (197 amino acids)
Source: RefSeq, a predicted model, not a curated record